This is a messenger RNA of Sitodiplosis mosellana (orange wheat blossom midge), 1525 nucleotides long. Its product is annotated as zinc carboxypeptidase-like. Gene Ontology annotation, biological process: proteolysis. The transcript has 9 exons. Lineage: Eukaryota; Metazoa; Arthropoda; Insecta; Diptera; Cecidomyiidae. Gene Ontology annotation, molecular function: zinc ion binding; metallocarboxypeptidase activity. The record is from RefSeq and is a predicted model, not a curated record. Bases 134 to 1372 code for a protein of 412 amino acids.
UGAUACAUGCUGGUAUUAGACACGAGUGAAACACAGUGAAACGUUACUUUGUUCUAGUUUUCGACUUUCAUUUGCUUUGCAUUGCUUAUUUGUCGGUGGACUUCUGGUGAAAGUAACAGUUUUCGUUAAAACAAUGAAACUGUUAACGUUAGCGAUAUUUGCUGUUAGUUUUCUACUGGUUUCGGGUGAAAAGGCACGAUUUGAUGAUCACCGAGUCUAUUCGCUGAAAAUCCAAAAUGAAAAGCAGCUCGAGGCCCUGCAAGACUUAGAAAACUCCCAAAGCGGCAUGUUCUAUUUGGAAGCACCGAUUUCGAUCCACAAAUUAGCUGAAAUCAUCGUUCCACCACACAAAUUUGCGGACAUGACGGAACUUUUCGACAAACUGGAAAUCGAAAAUAGAAUCACGGUUAAUAAUUUGCAAAAGUUGAUCGACGAAGAGCAGCCAAAAUUGUCGUCACGCACAACAUUUGGAUGGGACAAAUACUACGAUUUACCUGCUAUUUAUAAUUGGCUUGACGAGAUUUUGCAAGAGUACCCAGACAUUUUAACAAACUACGAUGUUGGAACAUCAUAUGAGAAUCGAACUAUUCGUGCCGUGAAAUUGUCAAAGAAAAAGAAUAAUGCAACAAUCUUCAUUGAAUCAACUAUACAUGCUCGCGAGUGGAUCACCGUCGCCACUACCACUUAUAUUUUAAACGAGUUUUUGACCUCAAAUGAUCCAGAAGUGCAAGCACUGGCUGAAAAUUACGACUGGAUCAUUGUUCCAGUGUUAAAUGUAGAUGGGUACUCAUUCACCCAUUCGAAUAAUCGAAUGUGGAGAAAAACUCGUCAACCAUAUGGCUCAGGAUGUGUUGGAGCUGAUCCGAACCGAAACUGGGACUUCCAUCACAAUGACGUUGGAUCAUCAUCAAACCCAUGCUCGGAGAUUUAUGCGGGACCAAAACCAUUCUCGGAACCAGAAGCACUAGCUUUAUCCAAGUUUGUAGAGUCAAUUGGCAAAGUUAAUCUGUACAUUUCAUUCCACUCGUACAGUCAAUUGCUUAUGUUCCCAUAUGGACACACAACCGAUCCAGCACCGAAUCACGAUGACAUGUUGCAAAUUGGUGAACAAACAGUUGACGCAAUUUCAGAACGAUAUGGAACUGAUUAUGAAACCGGCGAUAUUGCAAGCACAAUAUAUUUGGCGUCAGGCAGUAGCAUUGAUUGGGCUUAUGGAGUAGCGAAAGUACCGAUUACAUAUACCUUCGAAUUCCGUGACAAAGGUAAAAAUGGAUUCAUUUUGCCCGCAGAUCAAAUUAUUCCCAAUUCUGAGGAAGUGCUUGAUGGUCUCAUAGCAAUGGCGAAAGAAGCAAAGGAACUCAAUUAUUUGUAAACAAAACGAAACGCGCGCGAUGAUUGUAAUAACAGUCAAGCUGUUAUAUGCUCAAUGUAUGUCACAAGUUUGAUAAUGUGUAUACAAGUGGUUGCGAUUUGAAUAAAAAUAAAAGCAAUGAAAACGCGCAGUGUUUUUGUUUCGAUAUAAAAG